Magallana angulata is the source of this 1383-nucleotide messenger RNA. RefSeq lists its product as uncharacterized. The transcript has 5 exons. The record is from RefSeq and is a predicted model, not a curated record. Lineage: Eukaryota; Metazoa; Mollusca; Bivalvia; Ostreida; Ostreidae. The coding region runs from base 859 to 1284 and encodes 141 amino acids.
CACCUCUCCCCCUAAGAUUUUUAACCCCCCAAGACAAUGGAGAUUUAUAGCCCCCCAAGACAAUGAAGAUUUUUAACCCCACAACACAAUGGGUAUAGUAGGGGGGUGGGGGGGUGGUCACCCGAUCCGAUAUAUGUAGACCAUCAAAACACAACGGGGUACUGUAUGGAGAUGACAAAAGCAAGUAUUUGUCAUUGACCUUAACAAAGAGGAAAGGGAAAGGAGACCUGAGUGUAGUAAAACUGAACGUGUACUUUUAAAACAGGGUUAGAGUAAGGACACGAUCCUAUGAAUGAAAAUGGAGUAGAUUGAUUACCCGAGCGUAGUAAAAGAAAAUCGAUAUGGAGUGAAAGGUGUCCUUUUAAAUAUACAGAGAGGAAACUAUGAAUGGAGAUCGGCUAGAUUUGAAUAUCGGUGUUGUUUGAGUAAUGAUACGGAGAUUGGGUAGAUUUAAAUAUCGUUGUCGCUUGAGUAAAGAUACCUGAACGUAAAUGUCUGAGUAAAGAUGCCUGAACGUGAAUAUUUUUUCUAUCUAUCUUUUUCUUUCAUUCUCUAUCAUGUUUUAACCUAAGGGACACGGUUGCGUGAGAAAAUUCCACCUUCUGUCAGUUUGAAGCAAUCUCGACCAAUUGUAAUAUUGUAGAAAAUGCUGCUAGCUACAAGGAAUGUUUUUCUGUCUAUCUUUUCUUUCAUUCUUUAACAGGUGGUUAAUCCUGAGGAACUCUACUGCGUGAGAAAACACCGCCACCUGUCAGAUUGAAGCAAUCUCGACCAAUCGCAAUAUCGUAAAAUACUGCUGACUACAAGGAAUGUAACUUCGAUAAUUUCAUUUUCUGACCAGAUCAAUCGCCGCUGAACAUGAAUACGAACUGCAGAUUGAUUAAUGGACGUGCUGUGUGCCCGCCAGUGCAAUUUCUCACUCCCAGAAUGCGGGGACAAGAGUCCGAUGAAUCUCUAGACAUUAGCAUCACCGCAUUGGUUCUGGCCCUCCUCCUCCUGCUCGGGUGGAUAGCCAAGAGGAUGAUGAGAUACUGCGCCCGAGUGAGGAGGAGGAACAGAGGUUUAGGAACUGUUCCAAAGGACAGUUUUGAAAUGGAACCCCGGCAAGGACUCAACCCCCAAAGACCAUCUGCACCACCCCCGCCACCCCAAGCUAGGUCGCUACCAGAGCCACCCCCGCGGGCGCCUCCAGCCAGGUCUCUGGUACACCCACCACCGCGGGCGCCUGCGGGGGGGGGGGGGAGAUAUAAUCUCCGCUCAGCAAAGAGACCUAGGACAGAGUAGAUGGGGCCCGGCAACAGAUUAGGACAGAGUAGAUCGCCAAAGCUGCUUCCAAGAAGAAGAUUGUUGUUUUUUUAAAUAAUUAAAUUUGUUUUUACAUGA